AUGGAAAAUUUCAGGAAGACCUUAGAUCAUUGUCAUCUUAGUGCAAUUCCUUGUAAGGGUGAUGUAUACACCUGGACUAAUAAAAACCACCAUGGGAAUAUUGUUAGAGAAAGGCUUGAUAGAGGUUUCAUCAAUCACAAGUGGUCUGAAUUCUUCAUUGAAGAUCCUAUAUCUCAUCUUGAUUUUUACCACUCGGAUCAUCGAGCUUUAGCAUAUAUUGUAUCACAAUCGGUGUCUACUGCUCAAUCUCAUCAGAGGCAUACUCGGUUUCGUUUUGAACAAUUUUGGCUCAAGGAUGUUGACUGCCGAAACAUCAUUCAGGAGUCUUGGCACCAUAUGGCUUCGGACAAUCCUACCUCUUCGCUGCUGCAUAAUAUUGCAGCAAGUUCGGCUGCUCUUCAAGAUUGGAAUCUUAGGAAGUAUGGACAAAUGGGAAGAGAUAUAUCUGCAGCUCAUAAAAUAUCAGCACACCUUCACAAUAGCCAUAACAACUCGGCUGCCCAUCUUCAACAAGUGGAAAAUGCUGAUAAAAUAUUGGAUGAAUUACUGGAAAAAGAGGAACUUUAUUGGCAGCAGCGAGCAAGGGUCGACUGGCUUCAAAGUGGGGAUUCGAAUACCAAAUUUUUCCAUUCUCGAGCUAAAACCAGAAACAAGAAUAAUAAGAUUAAAAAGUUACAAGCUGAGAAUGGUGGUGUUGUUCAUACUUAG
Molecule: messenger RNA, 708 nt
Organism: Cannabis sativa
Lineage: Eukaryota; Viridiplantae; Streptophyta; Magnoliopsida; Rosales; Cannabaceae
Exons: 1
Coding region: 1-708 (235 amino acids)
Source: RefSeq, a predicted model, not a curated record